Messenger RNA from Endocarpon pusillum Z07020, 1164 nucleotides. RefSeq lists its product as uncharacterized. The record is from RefSeq and is a predicted model, not a curated record. The transcript has 2 exons. Lineage: Eukaryota; Fungi; Ascomycota; Eurotiomycetes; Verrucariales; Verrucariaceae. The coding region runs from base 1 to 1164 and encodes 387 amino acids.
AUGCAUAGACAGUUGUCUUACUUCAGCGGAGCCAAAAGCUUUCUUCCAUCGCCCGCACCCGACGAGUUGAGCGAUUCAGAGGCAGAUCUCAUAUCCGUUCUAGAGGAGAAGCGAAGGGAAAUCGACAUGGAGAUAGAGGCUUUCCAAUCGCGCAAAGAGGAGGAGUUCAAGUCAUUCGAGCAUGAACUCCGCUCACGCAAGAAGCGAAACAAUCAUAUUGUCUUUCCACACCCAGCAACCUCAAUUUCAGGGCUGAGCAACCCGAGCAAGAAGGAACUGGCUAUGAAUGCUAUGAAUGGCGCUGCAUACAAAGAAAGGAAGAAGAAAGCAGAGGAUGUCGGUGUUGGUGGCCUGAUGCUUACUGGCCCAAGCAGACCCAGCGUCUCUGUUGACAGGGUCACAAUCAACGGCCUGACGACUCCUCCAGUUUCGGGCACUCCACCGCUAGGAAAAAACUUGUUUCCUUCGCCUACGCUAUUAUCGGCUACUCCUCCUCGAGAUCCCUCCAAAAGAGGGACUGGCAAAUCCCCUACAACUCCCGACAGGGAAAACGAGUUCCAUGGCCUCUUCACACCAGGUUAUCUCCAGCUGCUCGACACCAAACCUUCUUCCUUGCCCCAGAUCGCCACUCCUCCUCCCAUAUCUGAAACCAAGCGGGCGGUGACGGCCCCAACGCUGCCGUCGACCAGCUUGCCAAGCGCCCUGAGAGCUGCUAGCGGAGCCGCUCGUAAGCGAAAACACGUUACUUUUCGGCUGGCCCAUUCAGUGGUAGUAGAGCCAAGCUCCUCAUACGAAGAAAUACCUAGUCCGUCAGAAGAUCAGUAUGACCGGGAUUCAGAUGACGCUGGGACAGACUCGGGAAUCGAAAUUAUGCCAGAUCCAUUGCCCAUUGGGAUCCCGCAGUCUGAUCUUAGUGAAGACGUGACAAGUCCUAACAAGACCGACAAUGAGGCAAGCUUUUUCUCAUUUGACGAAGAGCUUGAUGAAAAAGGCGAUGAGCUUUCGGAUGAUCCGAACGACCUUGAAGAUGACGAGAUCGAGCUGGACGAAAGUGGAAAACAAGCUGAAUCACCGACGUUCGAGUCGCCCACGUUUUCCUCCGGUUCUCUUCCGAUCAAUAUCGUCAAUCCCUCCUCCUCUUUAAGAGAAGCGCUGAGUAGCUGA